CACUGAUUUCCUCGGGAAGAUUUUAACAGGUCUAGUGUGGUUCCAUCAACGAUUGAGAAUCGGCCACGGCGUUCUUCCUUUGUAUCAUUCGGUGAAUAUACGGCAGUAUACAACAGUACGGAAUAAUGGUUCGAUUAGUGACCGUUCUGGUGCUGGUAAUGGCCACAGUGCUAGUGGAGUUAUCCAAAGGUUCCUUCGGUGCAUCGUUGAGUAAUGGCAACGCAGUGUCUCCAUGUCCCGCAAUCUUCCGGUACGCGACCGACAGUGUAAAGCAGCAAAUUUAUGGUAUCGUUGACACGCGUGAGCAGCAGGUGGACAAGAUCGGCAAGCUGGAACUGCAUCUCUCGAUUGCAGGGGAGUUGCAUUCGAAGUACGUCGGCUCGAUAGAAGCCAUCGAGGACAGUGCGCAGAUUUUGGAACAGUUCGGCAAAGGGCGCGGCGUGACGUACCGUGUCAACUUCCCCAUCCAGGAACCACUGCCAAAAAUAACGAAAGUGAUCUUCAACGAGCGGGAACUUUGCACCGGACCGGCUGAUCGCGGCAAUUUCGUCAGUGCCGUUACACUGCGACACUUUCUGCGAUCCGAUUCGUGCAAGGAAAAGUGCGACCGAACGAAGCUGGUGCCAACGAAUCUCAACCUGCAGCUGAGUCCCCCAGUACCUACUACUGCGGUAAUUGCGGCACCGGUGUCUGUUCCAAAGGUGAAGGAUGGCUCGGAUUCCGCGCAGAAGCUCACCGGCGAUACUCCAGCAGUUCAGCACGAGUAUCAGCGCACGAUCGAGCGUAAGGAGGAGACGAACAAUCCCCAGGACAACAGCACCUCGGUGAAGUACAUCCGGGAGGAGAUCACUUACCGCAAGCAGGUCAUUACACCGGGCGGUGCAUCGUCUCUGCAGGAUGACGAGCUGCAGCUACCCUCGUUCGUGAGUGGCAAACUGACGUAACCGCUAUCGCGAUAAUUGCCUAGUCCACGGCAGUAAAUUCCGAACGAAGCUUAUAUAGAACAUAGUACAUCACCGUGCAUUGGGAAAAUACGCCACUUGUGUAAGCAAGGCCGUUCUCGGCCCACAACUUAAUUCCGUUUCGAAUAAAGUUUUUUUUAUUUUCUCGUCUGUAAUCACAGUGAAACGGCACCGCGGCACUACAAGCGCGUGCGGCAUUCGUGAUAAUGUA
Messenger RNA from Anopheles moucheti, 1173 nucleotides. RefSeq lists its product as uncharacterized. The record is from RefSeq and is a predicted model, not a curated record. The coding region runs from base 126 to 944 and encodes 272 amino acids. Lineage: Eukaryota; Metazoa; Arthropoda; Insecta; Diptera; Culicidae. The transcript has 2 exons.